Messenger RNA from Nerophis ophidion (straightnose pipefish), 1955 nucleotides. RefSeq names its product claudin-11-like. Lineage: Eukaryota; Metazoa; Chordata; Actinopteri; Syngnathiformes; Syngnathidae. Gene Ontology annotation, cellular component: bicellular tight junction; plasma membrane. The record is from RefSeq and is a predicted model, not a curated record. Gene Ontology annotation, molecular function: structural molecule activity. The coding region runs from base 1212 to 1865 and encodes 217 amino acids. The transcript has 3 exons. Gene Ontology annotation, biological process: cell adhesion; bicellular tight junction assembly.
AUACAUAUACACACAUAUACAAACAUAUAUAUAUAUAUAUAUAUGACACACUGUUAAGAAUGUACACUAAAUAUAAAAUGCUUGCACUAUUAAAAAUGUUCAAGCAAGGUACCAUAAAAAUGUGAGAAAUGUAUAUGUGAAGGCAUUUUUACACUUUUUAAUUCAAAUUUGAAUCUAUUGUCUUGCAUGUUUUGUAUUAUACUAAACAAAUCAUGGGAAAGAAAUUAGGACAAUAGGAAUAAAUAUAUAUAUAUAUAUAUAUAUAUAUACAGUAUAUGCAUGUAUACAUAUGCAUAUAAAUUGAGCAAUUUUCAUGCAAUGAUUAUAGUAUAGUACAAAAUAUGCAACAAGUUGAAUCUGAGUUUGAAUAAAAAAAAAAAAUGGCUUCACAUCAAUGAAAAAAGAAUGAAAAAUAUUUAGUCACGGCAGGGGUCGGGAACCUUUUAGGCUGAUAGAGCCAUGAAAGUCAAAUAUUUUAAAAUGUGUUUCCAUGAGAGCCGUAUCAUAUUUUUUAACACUGAAUACAACUAAAUGCGUGCAUUUUCUAAGUGAGACCAACAUUUUUAUAGUAAAAUAAGUCUAAUUCUUUUUGAUAACAUUAUUUUUUGAACAUGUGUGUUAGAAAACGAAUGGAUGGAUGAAAAUGCAUAACAAUUUUUUAGAAUUUGAACGUUAUUUUUAACAUCGUGAUUACCAGCUGAAUUAUUCAUUACUUAUUGUGUUAAGCAAUGUCAGCUCGGAUUUAUCCGAGAGCCAGAUGCAGUCAUCAAAAGAGCCACAUCUGGCUCUAGAGCCAUAGGUUCCCUACCCCUGAGUCACGGCAUCAGAAAAAUCUAAGUUGUGCCACUAGGAGGCGACACAGGACAGACGCAAUGCCCAUAACAUCCACCAGGAGGAGUCCUCACAGGCGGGUGAGAGGUAGCAGAAGUUGUUUUUUUUUUAUGAAAAAAGCAUUAAAUAUUUGAAUGCUUUGGAACAUCUGGCUUGGCUUUCUCUGUCUUUCAAUGUCUGCUUCAGGUUAUCUUGCGCCAUCACCUGAUUGGUCAAAUUUUCCCACCACACCCCCACCGUAAAGAGAAAAGUCAAACAUUUCUCUACGGGUCAGUCCAGUCGGCGUUAACGGCAAAAGCGAACCUGAAAUCCAAUUUUAUUCUGAAGUUUGACUUCCUUUUUUUUUUUUUUUAAACCCACGUCAACCCAAAGUGUACAAGAUGGCGCACGCGUGCAGGCAGGUGAGCGGGAGCGUGGCGAGCUGCGCCGGCUGGGUGGGCCUCAUCGUCGCCACGGCGACAAACGACUGGGUGAGAAGGUGCGACUACAGCGUGGCCACCUGCGUGCGCAUGGACGAGCUGGUCUCCCGCGGCCUGUGGGCCGAGUGCGUCAUCUCGCCCGCCCUUUACCACUGCGCCGCCCUCGCCCAGACCCUUAAUCUGCCCGCGUACAUCCAGACGUCCCGUGCUUUGAUGGUGUGUGCGUGUCUCCUGGGGCUUCCCGCCAUGUUGCUGGUUCUCGUGUCCACUUCCUGCGUGCGGCUGCUGCACGACUCCCCCGCCAUUAAGCAGCGGCGUGCCCGUGUGGGCGGCGGGCUCUUCCUCCUCAUGGGUGUGUGUGGCCUGGUGUCCACCGUCUGGUUCCCCGUCGGCGCUCACCAAGACGAGGCCCUGAUGUCGUUCGGCUUCUCGCUCUACACCGGCUGGGUGGGCGUGGCGCUCUGCUUCCUGGGCGGCUCGGCGGUCUCGUGUUGUCCCGCCCCCGCUGACCCCGGGGCCUUCAGCAGGGAGAGCAGUUUCUUCUACUCCAGACAGCGAGGGGGCGCCGUGGCGCUGGACCGCCCGGCCAACCACGCCAAAAGCGAGCACGUGUGAGGGAGGGGGCGUGGCGCUGAUUAGCUCAAGAAGCAAUUCUCGGGAUUUAGCAACAGAAUUAAUGCAUGAGCUAUUAUGUUGCUGCGACAA